CGCCAGCCGCCCCCCAUGGAGGAGCAGCCCCACCACCACCAUCACCACCAUUACUACUACUGCGGCCACCACCAUCACCACCCGCAGAGCGCCUUCCUGCCGCCGCCCGACGGCCGAGCCCAGCCCAAGCCGCCGCUCCGACACGAGCACAAGCACGGCGGCCCGCAGCACCAAGAGGCGGCCAAGCGGAGAACAGGUUAUGGAGAGCUAAAUGGUAAUGCAGGAGAAAGAGAAGUGUCAUUAAAGGGCCUGUGCUCUGAUGAAACCACCACCCCAGGAUCCAGGGUACCCAAUGGCAGCCAGCAGCUCGUAGACACUAACGUGCCCCCAAAGCAGACUGUGAAGGCCAGUGCUUUGGGAAAAGCUGGAAUCAAACCCAAAAACUUCAUACAGAAAAAUAGCAUGGACAAAAAGAAUGAGAAGUCCUAUGAAAACAAACUUAGAGAAAGCCAAUCCUCAGACAAGCCAGAGGGAAUGUCUAUUCCAAAUGGUGUGGUAACCAAUAACUCCAGCUAUAUCACCAAUGGCUACGUAGGGAAAGGGGCCGAUAACGAUGGAAGUGGCUCCGAGAGUGGAUAUACUACACCUAAGAAGCGGAAAGGCAGGCGCAACAGUGCCAAGGGUUGUGAGAACUUGAAUCUAGUUCAGGACAAAAUAAUGCAACAGGAGGUCAGUGCACCAACCUUAAAACAGGAACUUGAGAGUUUCAAGCCUGAUUAUAGUGAACAAAAGGGGAACCGAAUUGAAAAUACUAAGCCAGUUUGGAAAUACGAGGCUGGAGCUGGUGGAGCAGGACGGGGAAAGCCUGGGCUUGGGGAUGUACAGCGGAAAAACUCGGAUGCCAAACCUGGGAUUAGCAGCAAGAAGUUCGAUGACCGGCCCAAAGGGAAGCACUCAUCAUCAGCUACAUCUAAAGAGGAUUCAUGGACCUUAUUUAAACCACCCCCAGUUUUUCCAGUGGACAAUAGCAGUGCUAAAAUCGUACCCAAAAUAAGUUAUGCAAGUAAAGUUAAAGAGAACCUCAACAAAGCAGCUCAAACCCCAUCUACAUCAUCUUCAUCAUCUUCAUCAUCUGCUGGGGAAACUCAGGCCCAAACAUCAAGUCGACUGUCCCAGGUCCCCAUGUCUGCUAUGAAAUCUGUUACUUCUGCUAGUUUCUCGAAUGGGCCCAUCCUGGCAGGGACAGAUGGAAGUGUGUAUUCCCCAGGAACCCAGCCACUGCUCUCAUCUGCUGCUAGUACUGUACCAUCCACCACCUCCGAGUCAGGACCCCAGGACAUGAGUACACCCUCAGCAGCUCUCGAACAAAAGAAAUCUAGCCUUUUUAUCUACCCUUCAAAUAUGCAAACUGUGCUUCUGGGUACAACCCAAGUCAGUUUCCCAUCGCAGACCAAUCAGCAGAACCUGGGAGAUAUCUUCCAGAACCAGUGGGGUUUGUCUUUCAUCAAUGAGCCCAGCGCUGGACCCGAAACUGGUGUGGGGAAAUCUGCGGAUAAUCAGUUAAUGGAAGUGACAUUUCAAGGGGAAUAUCCUGCCACUUUGGUUUCACAGUGUGCUGAAAUCAUUCCCUCAGGAACUGAACAACCUGUGUUUCCUAAGGCUUAUGAGCUGGAUAAACGGACUAGCCCUCAAAUUCUUAGUGCUAUUCUUAAGCCUGGGACUGCUGUUGAGGGUGGUGUCUUAGCUUUGGAGUCGCAUCACACAGGUGACCUACAAAAGGCAGACACCGGUAGCCAAGGUGCUUUAGUGUUUCUUUCAAAAGACUAUGAAGUAGAGAAUCCUCUGGCCUCUCCCACGAACAAUUUGCUAGCCUCCGCCAAAGAACAGAGGUACCAGAGAGGCCUAGAAAGGAAAGAUAGCUGGGGUUCUUUUGACCUGAGGGCUGCUAUUAUGUAUCACACUAAAGAAAUGGAAUUGGUUUGGAAUUUGCAGAAGCAAGAUCCCAAAAGGAUAAUCACUUAUGAUGAAGCCAUGGAUCGCCCGGAUCAAUGAAGGUAGCAAGACAAGACUGCCUGUUCUAACCUUUCUGCAGCAUUUGUGCUGUUCGUGGGGGACAAAAGGCUUUUAUGCUCCUUCUAAAUCUUCAGUGCAGCAGAGGAACCGUAACUAGAAUCACAGGAUAAUAUAUACAAAUAUAUAUAUAGUUAUUUAAAAAUGGCAACUGAAAGUAAUUAGACUUCUUAAGGAAUCUGAGAAUCUAUUUCAACGAGACUACACACGUGAUUAUUUAAUCUCCGGUACUGAAUAGAUUCCCCCUUUUCUUUUGGUUUCCUUUUUUGUUUUGUUUUUUUUUGGUUAAAGAGUGAAUGCAAGUGAUUAACAAACAGACUUGAUUUACAAGCCUGGUUCUAAAGUUCCUGCUGUCGUCUGCAAUGGGCCGCAGCAACCCACUGGAGAGGCAUUUCCACUUGACAAGGUUUCUGUUUCUCGUUCUGUGACUGUAGUGACACACUAAUCACAGGGAAAUCAGGAUGAUUCACCAUACUUCAUCUCCCCUUUCCCUUCCACCUCCCUUAGUUGGUUGUGUUUUUUCUGUUUUGUUUCCCAUUGAAUGCUGGAGAAACACCUUGAAGUUUGCAGUUUCUUUUUCGUAUCCAGAGAAUUAUAAUCCGCAUGUUUUGCCAGGAGUAAAGGAGCAAUCCGAUGCUGGGAAUAUUGUCUUAAAGCAUCAUUCUUCUGGGGGUAGUACUGCAGUUCUAGGAUGCAUGGUGAAGUCACACAGUUGACCUGGCUCCGGUUACACGUUGGACUAUUGCAACUGAAGAGUUCUUUUCAUUUUAAAAGACAACGUGCAAAAAUAAGCAAUCUGUUUAGGCAUUUAAUACAGAGAAAAACAAAAAACCCACUGUUCCCACAGGUUAAUGCCAUUGUAUUACUGGGAGCAAAAAAAAAACAACAACAAACCUUCUGCUUUCAACUGUAGGUGCUUCAUAUUUGCUCUGUCUGUCUCCUAACACUAAAUGUGCUGGAUUUCUUUCCCAUUGUCAUUGGAAAACUGAAGAGGAAUUGAGUUCUGCUAACUUCCACCUUUCCUGAAUUCUUUCUUUUCUCUUAAAAAAAAAAGAAAAAUGAAAAAAAAAAGAAAAAAAAAGGAAAAAGAAAAAAAAAGAAUUUUAAUCCUUUUUAAUUUGUCCCUGGAACUCCAAUGGCCACACCUGCCCAUUGGAAAAGCUCUUUUAUAUUUUAAUGCAGUCUGUGUAUUUCCGGGCUCUGCUUAUGAUGAUCUCUUAAUAAAAAUCUAUUUUAUUACAAAAAAGAUGGAGGACUUAGGAAUGAAAAUAAUAAUUAAAACUUUAAAAAUAAUUUUAAGAAAGAGUAACUAAAUCCCAAGGGAAGGGAAGCUUCCUAUUGCAGUGGUAGAGAAAGCAGACUGCAGCUCCAGCUGUGUAACCCGCUCUGUCCCAUUGCAGCUCGUGUCGCGCAUCCAGAUCAGCUUGGGGUUGGUAGUUUCUCUGGGUUUUUGGUUCUUAAAGGUGGGAAGUUCACAGGGUCCAGUGCAAGAGGGAGCUAUAAAUAAAGUCAGACUGGGAUUUUUGACCUUCCCGAGCUCCACAUGUACCCAGUGUGGAGUGUUUGUGGGCGAACAGUGGCUCACAUACAUCUGGGUAUUGAGGUCAGCAGUAAAUCAGUCUGGAAGCAAAUAAGCCCAAAACUUCUGCCUACCCCUUGUGCUUAGUUAUAUCCACUUGUUUUCCUGUUAACUAGGAAUGUGUAUCAUGGUUUUUAAUUGUUUCUUGUUUUAAUGAGAUUGUUCCUGAGUGAGACUCUUAGGUUCACAGUUGGACAAUGGAACUUCCUUCUGUACCUUCUGUAAGAUCGCUAGCUGUCUGCCAUGCUUCAUUUUACAAGUUUGAUUAUGGAUUGCCUACUUCAUUUUUAUGUAUAAAAUACUAUAUAGUAUAAUACUGUAGUGUAAUACUAUAUAGUGGUCAUGUAUUGUACCAGUCCAGGUUCAGAAAUGUGUGGUUGGCCAGUUGCAAAUACUUCUAUUUCACCUACAACCUGUACCACCUCUGCAGGUGUGUGUCACUUUCAGAUGUAUAACAUGUUUACAGAUGUGCCCCACAUCUAGUCCUCAACGUUCCUGUCUCUAAUUCUGUUGAGUCUCCCAACUGCUUGCCAAAAGUUGGAAUCACCUUCGGCUCCGCUCUGGAAGAGCUGGGGUGUUCCUGAGCUUUAAAGUAUCGAACAAACUGGAUGGUGGGAAUGGGAAAAUGAAGGUGGAAGGAAUGUUCUGGGAUGUUUUUGGUUUUAUUUUUAACAGGGUGAAGGCUAAUAGCAAAGUUUCCAGUUUGUUUCACUGGCUUUAAGGCUCUGCUGUGUAUUUAUUUGCCUUGUGUAGUCACUUGUCGCCUUAAGGGCUGGGUUCCAUUAAAAACAAAAAGACAAAAAAGACAAAUCCAAACCCUUCUUUGCUUCCCUGGGCUCUGCGCUGUCCUGGUCCCCCCUGCCCCAGAUUUACUCUCUCAGCUGUUGCGAUGCAGAAGCUGAGCAGCAAUAACCCAUUGCUGAAUCUGACCCUGCGCCUUUAGAAAGAUCCCAGUCUUGCUGAGUAUUUGAGGAUGCUCAUGUAGGCCUAGUCCAGUCAGUGUUCUAAAUGAGUGUUGAGCACGGUUCAAGCCAUGGGUUGGGUUGAUUUCUCCCCUGAUGCUCAUCCCUGCCGUUUCACCUCGCUGCGCGUGGCUCCAUGCCACCGGGACCCAUCCAGAAACGCUCUCAGCAGCUUCUCUGCUGUAUUUCUGACCAUCCUCUCUUCAAAUGUCUGUCUUCAUGAGCUCCGUGGCAUGUGCUCCGUGCUAAGCAGUUAGGGAUUCCUCUCUCUGAGCUCCUGUAACUCCGGCUCACUGGCGAGGGUGGAAUUUUGGGGAUGGAGAAUAGCCUAGAGCCAGGCAGGACCGUGAAGAAACUUCCUUGUGCUUUGGUGUAACUUGCCCUGUCGCUGUCUGCAGUCCUGAAGUCCUCACACAAUUCUUUACUGAGCACUUAUUAAAAAUCUCUUCAGAUUUAAUCUGUUUUCUGAUUAUUUUUGUGUAAACUUAUAAAAAAAAAGGAAAAAAGAAAAAAUAAGAAAUGGAGCUGUGACUAAUUUAGCACAUUGAAAUAAUGCUAAGGUGUUACUGAUAAGUCUCAUGGUUUGAUUUUUGUUUGACUCAGAGUAUUAGUACUGUAGCAUAAACCAAAUACAGCCCGGGAAGGGGUGCUCAGCCUCUCCCAGGGCUGCACCCAAGGGUGUCUGUGGGCAAGGAGCUGGCGCUGCGUGUGCGAGCAUCUUACUCGUGUAGGAGAGUGAGCGUGUAUUUAUUUGUGCCAUUGUUUUCAUUACACUGAGUAAAGGUUUAAAACAAACACCCUUAACAUACGUGUGGUAUCGGAAAGUGGCACUAAGGGUGAGAUCAUGACCUAUUUUUUUAUUAGCUAUGAAGAUACCAAUUCAGGUUAAGGCUUCUCUCCCAUUGCUGUUCCUGUAUUUGAUCCGAUGAGUCCUUUCCCUCUGGUUCCCUUGCCAGGCUGUCUGUUGGAGUAAGGCUUCAUUCACGGGCAGGCCUGGCUCCUUCCUCCUCUGGUCUUUCCCCACUGUUCCUCUGCAACAGGUCCUGUUGGAUCUCUUGUACAGGGUUUUGUGCAGUGUGUACCAGAUCCCAGCAUGGGAUCUGCUUUCUCUCUGGUGGAUUACAGAGUGUUGGGUCCACUCAAAGUGAUGGGUUAGAAGCUGCUCCAUGCUUCCGUCUCUGGUGACGGUGGUUUGGGGACCUUCAGCAUCUCUGCUCCCUCCUACUCCACCUCUCUGGUAGAUUGGCAAUGCAAUGACUUUCAAGGCUUGGUUGGUGUUUGGUUUUGGUUUGUCCUUGGUUGUCCCUGACACCUGGUUUUGUUGUUGGGAAUCUCCUUGGCAAUGUGGGUAGCUCCAGGGCAUGGAUUCUAUCACUAACCUGCUUCAAACCAUCACCCUCUCUCAGCCAUAAAUCAUAGAGCAGUUUGUUUUGGAAGGGACCUUCAAAGGUCAUUUUGUCCAACCCCCCUGCGAUGAGCAGGGACAAAUCCCAGUUUGCCUCUUGUAGCUGCUGUGAACUUGUUUGAAACAUUAAAGAGAACCCCAGUUCUUAGGCUGUGAGUGCACCAUGGGAGUGGGUGAUGGGAUGAACCAGCUUAGCUAAAUCAACAGGAAAAAGGAGAGAUGGAAGUUGUCCUCUCAGUUCUGUGUAAUUGAUGCUUUUCACCUUCAAGAGAGGAUUGCUGUAGCACAAUUGCCUCCUUUCCAGGCAGCGGGUGAUCCUGGGGACAUCCAGGAGCUAUGGCAUUCACAGGUGUGUUUCACAGGUAGUUUUCCUGCGUGUUCAGUUUUGAUCCAGCAUCUUCAAUAAGUUGCUGUGGUGUCCAAAGCUUUCAGGAGUCUCAUCCCUAGAAGACUUUUCUGUACGUACGUCCUUAGUGAUUUCUUACAGAGACUGUUUACAAGGGAGAUGGUCGAGGUCAGGAGGGGAGAGAACAAGGCUACACCUGAUUUAAAGCUGCUACACAUUUCACACCAGUGCAUAAAGCAGGAGGAGGGCUGGGGCUGGAGGAGCCAGAGUCGUUCUGGCUUUGACCACCAUGAGAGCAUUUUGUCCAUGAGAAGCAGGAUCCUGGGCUGGUGUAAAGGGGCAGCUCUAGGUCUGUGCUGCCUUCCAGAGAUCACAGGUGUUUGUACAGGAUGUAUUACACCACAAGGUAAGGCUGCUUCCUUGUAUCCUGCUCCAGAGCCUUGGAAGCAGACGUGUGGGGAGGUAUUGGAGAGCUCUAUGAUGGCCUUGUGCUGAGGACAUCAGACCCUCUUGGCACACUGCUUGCUGUCCCGGGACAGGAGCAGAAGUCAUCCCCAUGCUUUCACCAGGGGAUGCUGAGCUGUGUUCAUCUUGACUGUUAAUCAGAAAGCCUCAUCUAACAUGUCUAGCGCUCUAAAGCCAUGUUGUAAGAUAGCGGUAUCCCUUUUCUACAGCCUUAUUGAUGAGUAGAGUAUCUUUUAAAAGGAGAAGAAAUUAGUUUGUUUCUGUCUGUGGUAUGAAACGUGUGUGCUGCGAACAUAAACCCACAACUUUCUUACAAAACCAACAACAAAUAACCUGUCUGCUUUCCAUACGAUCUUUCCUCAGGUGCUAAAUAAGGUUUCCAAAAAUGGAUACUGCUUUAGGAGUUUCUGCUUUAUUCUUAAAAGACCUAUUUUUUUGCUUAGGUGUUGUAAAGAUAUUUUAACAAGAAUGUUGUUUGGGUUUUUUUAGUGUAAAUAAGAUGAUGUCUUUAAUUUUUGUUUUCUCUCCUUUUUGUGUCUAUCGAAUAGUCUCAUUUUCAUUUUAUCCUUUCGAGAAGGAUCCUCUUAGACCUUCCUUGAAGACAUUUCAUUAAGUGUUGCUGCAUUUAAGAACGACUACAACUGUUCAUUGUCUUGGAUUAAUGCUGCUGCUGCUAUAAGUAACCCUGAAAAUCAAGAAUGUGUGAUGCACUUUUGUUGUUUUUCUUUUACAUGACCAUAUAGUUCCUCUGCGAGUAGCUAAACCCUGGUGUAACACAGCCACUAACUGCGGGUAGCGUAGGGACGGGGUCCAGGAGUGGGGUCUGCCUGACUUUGGUGCUGACCUGUGGGAACUUCUAUGCAAACGCAAGCAAAGGAGAGCUCCUAACCUGAGAGAUCACUGUGCAUUUGCCUUUUGUUGUUGUUGCUUUUUCUCUCCUUCCUUUUUUCAAGCUGCUAUUGAAAGGGUAGUGCGAAUCCCUGAGGUUUCCAGCUUCUCCUUCCUGCCUGCCUGGUGCUGUGGGAAAGAGGCCCAAGUAACUGGUGAGGUAGAAGAAUCUCAAUCCAUGUCUUGUCUCUGGUUUUAGUACUUCUGUUUUCUAAUUGAAUCUCUCCAAGGAAGGAAAUUGCUCAUCUUUGCAAAAAGAUCUUUUUAAGGCUUUAUCUCAAUGUGAAGUUAACCAGCAGUAUUAAAGAUUGUGUGGCCUCUUUCCUGCCUGCACCCCCAGCAGUCCAGUCACAGGCUCCUUCUCUGGGUGCUGCAGAGUGGUUGGUGCCUGAAAUUGGGUUGUUUUCCAAGGAAAAAGGCCAUCUAACCGGCCAAAACCUGAUGGCUGAGGUGGGAGGGAGGUCUUGCCCCAUUGAGGUGCUAACACAGGUCCGGAACCUCUUGUCUUACUGGGUCAGACCUGGAUCACCGCGGGGGGAUGUGACCCUGCAGGAGGUGUUCAUUGGAGGGGAAAAAAAGGAAUGUACUUGACUAUUUAUAGAAGAUCCUUUAGGAAAAAUAGUAUCUCUAAAGUGAGGGAAGAAUGAGGAAGGUCUGAAGUCGUGUAGGAAAAAUGCUUGGGGAUUACAACUGCCUGGAAAAUAGUAUAUCAAUGCAUAGGCUAGAACUCUGCCUCUUUUAGUUUAUUCAGCAUCCAUUAGUUCUUUUGGGGGCAGCGUUUGCUCCCAUGUUUGUGUGUGUGUCCAUCUGACUAAAUGUGCCUUGCACGUGUGCUUAUUUCUGAAGGGAGCUGGUGGCUGUGUGUGAGCUGCUGGGACUGCUGGGCCCUGUCCAUAUCCGAGGGUUCAUUCCUGUCCCAGUGACCCAUUGGAUUGAUGGAUUGGGGUCGAGCCUGCAUUGAGCCCAGCUUAUGGUUUGGGAGUGAUGUCCUGUGGGGUGGCACCUGUGACUUUGGAUGGGGUAGAGAAAGAGAAGCUGCUUUGCUGUUCUCCUGCGGUCAAAGGCAAGCAUUGCAGUGCUUUGCCUGCAAAGCAAGGGGCUUUGCACUGGAGUUAGGGCUCUGCAGCACCAGGGAUCCUGUUACCCGGGGGUUUAUUCCCUUCCAGGUUGUAGCUCUUGCUCUGUGGGGUUUUUCUCUUACAUUUUUUGUUGUAAAGCAGAAUUAAAACACGCCUUGCUUGAAGUUAAUGAAAUAGGAACGCUUCUGUUUGCAGUCAGUGACUCUGAAUAUGAAGCUGUGCGAUUCCUUGUUCCCUCAUCUCUCUCCCAGCUCACCCCAACGUGUGGUUCCUCUCCCAGUCUUUCUGUGCUCCUGCCACUGUAAAUGUGAAGAGCUUGCUUGCAUUAUUUCCUAGAGAUGCAUUUUGCACACCGGGGCUUUGCCGAAGCUCCGCGAUGAGGUUAGUUUGAAGCAGAUGAAUAAAGCUAUGCACAUGUUUUGAGAGUUUAAUUUGUGUCUCAUUACCAGAAGUGACUUAUCUGCCCUCUUUUGCAUUCCUCUGCUGUCAUUGCCUGCGUUCUCUCCACCGCCCUGCAGGGUCUGAUGUAAGGUGGCAGUUCUUUGCUGACGGCUCUAGCAGAGAACUGGCACUUCUUGAUUCUUUUAGUAGCCUCUCCCCUCUCCUUGGCUUCCUCUGUCUCUGUAUAGCUAUAGAAAUAGAUAUAUAUUAUUUUUUUAUUUUAAAGAGCCUGCUUUAGUGGGAGGGAUCAGGGUGUCACUGGCCUGGUUCCAGUACACCCCCAGUGUCGCAUGAACGAGUGCCCCUUUAUUCCUCUGGUUGAGAGUGGUACCCCCCGGGUGUGCAGGUGAUGGGGACGGGGAGCACACAGCCUUGAAGGGAUGGAGAUGGAGCUGCUGGAGGCUUCUUAUGACAGAAUGAACCCUACGGUUGUGUUUUGCACUGGGAGGUGGGGGACAGACCUCACUGUGCUCCCUGCAGCGGAGGGUGAGCUCGUGUUUGGUCUCUGAGCUUCAUUUGGGGGUUGCUUUCACAAGUUGGGUGUGUUGGGUUGCAGGUACCACCUUUGGAAACGUGUUGCUUGGCCAGGAUACUGCUUAUCCCAGAGCCUUUGCGCAGGAGAGUCGGGAUAUUGUGCCAGGAGAAGGACCCUGACGCUCCCUCCUCCUGUUCCCUUUGCCGUGCAGUGAUUUGUACUAACUUGACAGCUUUCUUUCGUACCGAACAGGGCUGCUUUUCUAUCUACCAUCACACACGUGUACUUACACACCUUCAGCCUCGCUCUGGAGGUCCUCAACUUGUUUACUGGGGGGACAGGUGCCCCCUCUGUCCCCCUCCCCUCAGUAUUUCAGUGUUAAGGGCGAUGCGAAACACAAGCGGGUGCUUCGCCUGUCUCCUCCUGCCUCCCCCAUCCACGAGUUCUCAUUUCCUUCCCUUUCCUUGUGUAUUCAAUUCACCACAGAGGGGUUGUGCUGAGUUACCUCUGCCCCUCAGAGAGGCACAGCCCCUCUUGGUUGUGUGCAACCACACGAGUCUGUAGAGGUAGUUUGUGUUUCCUUGCCCCUUCCUUGGUUAUUCCCGAUGAGGUUAAUGCACUCUUGUGUGCCCAGCUGGAAAAGUGUCGGCAUUUUCCCGGUGGUGAGAGGGUGGCUGGAAGAGUUAGUGGAAUUCCUGCUGUAGCUGUGUCUGGCGCAGCCCUUUGCGCCGGAAUGGGUGAUACCACGGACUGUAAGGAUAGGUAAUGUCCAUGAGCUGUAAUGGCAUGAUGUUAUCUUUACCAAUGAUGUCAUACUUCACACUAAAUGUUAAAAAAAAAAGAAAAAAA
Molecule: messenger RNA, 10499 nt
Organism: Melopsittacus undulatus (budgerigar)
Lineage: Eukaryota; Metazoa; Chordata; Aves; Psittaciformes; Psittaculidae
Gene: NUFIP2
Product: nuclear FMR1 interacting protein 2
Exons: 4
Coding region: 16-1992 (658 amino acids)
Cellular component (GO): cytoplasmic stress granule; nucleoplasm
Molecular function (GO): RNA binding
Source: RefSeq, a predicted model, not a curated record